AUGUCGUCAUCCGAAGCAUCUGGACAUUGGUACCUGAAGCUUCUCCAACAAGCUGAAGUCCCUGAGCAUUUUCAUCAGGGAUCUAUAGAGGCACUUCAGCAAUUGGGCAUUCAGAGUUUCCAAGCCUUAGUUGCAGCAUUCACCUCCCGUCUCCACAAUGAUGUGGACUUCGGCUUGGGUGAUUUGAUGCUCCCUCCUUUCCACAGGAAGAAAAUGGCCGAAAUCUUGCGUCAUCCGCCUUUGCCCAUCACUCAUGAGGAGAUCAUGGUGUGUGCUGAGCUUUGUGCUCUAGCCUACAAGUCUUGCGGUGAAGACUCAGACGAGACUGCCAAGUUCAAGAAGGGACGUGCUCCUGAUCUUUUCUUGCAUGCCCAAUGUCCACGAACAAAGCAAAAAUACCUGUUUUGUGUGGUGGCCCCUUCAGGAAGAUCUUGCUUUUUCGCAGCCUUUGCUGGAACGCAUGCAUCAGGUGAUUGGACAACGAAUCUGACCCUGAUCCCUGUCUCUGGUGUGGGAGUUGGUGGCAAGGUGCACGGAGGAUUCUGGGAGAGAUGCGCUUGUAUGAAAUUCCCAUUCAUGCACAGAAUGGUGGAGCACUUUGGCUGUGAGGCUAUGAUUUUCACCGGCCACUCCCUUGGGGGGGCUGUGAGCCAUCUCUCUUGUUUGUGGGCCAAGCGCCAGGACGAGUUCAAGCAGUUGAAGCUUCCAAUUUCUUCGGUGGCUUUUGCUGCGCCCUUGGCAGCCUGCGAAGAAGUUGCCAGAGAUGUUGAGAGAUUGGAUUGGACUUCCCAUUUCGUGAACAUUGUGAAUGGGGAUGACCCAGUUCCUCGACUUCUCAACUUGGCAGAAAGCCUAGCUGAGUUGUGCAGGGCAGGGUCGGACCUAUCCCGCAGCAUUGAUGCGUCUCCACAAGAGAUCGGCAGCAUCCUGAACUGCUUGACUGGCAAAGCAGGCCUCUCAACAGUCUUGUUGAAUUUCUUGCCCUCUGCUCCAGUGGCUGAUGCUUUGCAACGCUUGGCGAUGUUGCCAGCUGCCAAGAGCAUUGCCAAAGUGAUUGACAUCUACAAGCCGUUUGGAAUCUAUGUUUUCCUCCGAGCGCCUGCUGCUGGGCCGUACGAAUGUACUUGGUCAAGAGGAAUGGAGGUGCUUGAGGAACUUGGGCCAGCCAAGCUCUUGGACAAGAGCUUCAAAGGCAAUUUGACAAACGACAACAUACGGAGGCAUGACGUUUCUGCCUACAAACUGGUUCUAAACCACAGGCCUGUGAAGGAGUUUCUUGAUGUUCCAGUACCAUUGGAACCUAGCCGCUCAGUUUCCUCCGGCUCAUGCCCCACAGAUGCUCCUUCCCCCAUGUCAGUGGCAUCACAAGUCAAUGUUGUAAGUGUCAUAGUUUUUUCGGAUCUUGAGAAGAACGAGGUGCUUUACGGUAUCAUUGGCAAGAAUCUUGACCUUCUCGGCACUGCAGGGAUGGAAUUGUUCGCUGACGAUCAGUUUCAAGUUGCAGAAAGCAUAGUGCCAGUUCUCCAAGAAGAUACAUUCUUGACACUGCAGCAGCAAGGACUUGACCAAAGCAAAAAACUUGAGGACAGCAAGCGGUUGCGGUUCCGCCCUGAUGUCGGACCAUUGAUUGAGUUUCCACUGAACAGUACAGAUUUCAGCUCCUCCAGGAGCGUGGACAUGGGGCUUGCGCGGGAUGCAGACUUGCGCUUCGACAAAAACUUUGUUCGACGGACUCUGAAGCAGGCAUGGCUGAUGGAGCAUUAUGUUAGCGAUACACACCUCCUACAGGAGUUGGUGAGGUUGGAUCAGCUGGGUCAGUUCGGUCUUAUGGAUCACUACCACGUAUCAAAGGCAAAUGCAGCAGAAGCGCUGUGCCACGUAGGAGAAGGAGAGGACGCCAAGAAAUUGAUCCAAGCGACGCUAGACUGGAUAUGUCCACCUGGCGGCUUGAAACUUCCCAGCAAAAAGGGGCUGUUUGCUCGCGGGAUCUUGACAGUAGCUGGGUUUGCUGGCGUGACAGCCGCCUUUGUGUAUUCCGGGGGCCUCAGUCUUCUGCUGCCUUCAGUUUUCCCUGCCACAGGCGGUUAUUUGACAGGAGGCGUCUCUUCCCUUGCCUUUUUGAUGGCUCUGCGCCUCUCAGAUGACCGCCUGCCAUUCCAAUACAACCAGAUGUUGGCAGUGCUCCUUGAGGAGGCAGGCUGCUCCCUGGUCGAAUUUCCGGCUUUCUUGAGGAAUGAUGAGUUCGAGAAAGAAAAGAGAUUGAUUGAGCUGGUUGAGCUUGGCAAGGUGUCCGGAGUACCGCAAUGGGUAGCCACCGGUCGCUUUGUGGGCCUGAGGAGCCCAGGGCUGCAAGAAGUCAACCGACGAUACGAAGCAGUGAGGAUCAUCCACAAUAUCAAAGAGACAGUGUGCAUCCCAACAGUCUUCGUUUCUGGCCCUGCCAACUCUGGCAAGACAACGCUCGUCUCACAACUGCUGAUGUCUCCAGAGCUGGAGCAGGGGGCUGGCUACAUGCAAGAAUGUCGGACGCAGGGAGUCAAUGCCCACAAGUGGGGACAAGGAGCUUUGGUCAUUGACACACCAGGCCUGGAUGCUGCCCAAGAUGAGCUCGUUGGAAAAUUUAGGGCUGGGGCGUGUGCUGCCAAGGCUUAUGUCUACAUUCGCUCCUACCAAGGAUUGGAGCAAGGUGACGAUGUGAAAAACAUUGUAGUCACCUUGGACCAGGCUGCAAGCCCUUCGCCUCAUGUUCUCAUCUUGCUCAAUCAAGUCAUUGAGAAGAGGAGGCUUGCAACAGGCGAGAAGCUUUCCAAACAAGAGCUACUCACGAUCAAGAAGACUAUGUUGGCCAACAUGAAGGAGGAGUUUUCAAGGACACGAACGAAGAAGUUUGAAGGAACACGGAUGGGAAAUUUCUUUUCGACAUUUUUAAAUUCAAAAUUUACCAAUGUUGAGAUCAUGUUUGCAGACCUGAGUCGCACACGUGAAGAGAUCGACUCUGUUGCUGAAGACAUCCGUGAUCUUGUUCUUGAUGCCCGUGGUGUUGCCAACUGGUGUCAGAAGGUGCUGGACCCAAAGAAGGAGAAUGAUCAUUUGCAACGUGCCGUGAACCAGGUGAAUUGGACAAAUUGGGUCCAGCAGUGCCAAGCGGCAAGGCAACGCCGCGAAGAAGAACGUGAAGCAGAGGCUGAGGCUCAGAUUUUGGCCGACAUCAAACAGGCGAAGAAGAGCAAAGACUUGGAAGUGGCGGUGCGCAUCGCCACCACCAGGGAACGUCUCUGUUGGAUCGGAGCAUACUAUGCCUUCGUCGGAGGCAUGUCUUUGGCGCGGAGUAUGUCGAUGCGUUGGCGUGGGGUGCGGCUGCACUGGGACAAUGCCUUUCUUCCGUUGAACAUUGUGUUCUUCUGUAUGCCCCCCUUCCUCUUCACCUAUCAACUGGACCUGGCGCUACAUCCCAUGCGCCUCGGCGGCCUCCACCUAGGCGGCAAGGCCAACCGCAUCGCGGAGGAGGCGAAUCGGAUUCGCCUGGGCAGGAAACAUCACUGGUUCGGCUGCGAGUACCUGCCCUGGGUGGAUGACCAGACGCUUUGGAUCCACAAACCCAUCUGUUUGCCGCUGACCUUAGAAGCGGCCUAUCACCGCGAACGGGCUGCAUCCCUCAGGGCACAACGCGCCAAGGGGUUGGAGGCUGAAGCGGAUUGGGCCUACUUCAUGCCACGAUGUGAGACCUGA
Molecule: messenger RNA, 3729 nt
Organism: Cladocopium goreaui
Lineage: Eukaryota; Dinophyceae; Suessiales; Symbiodiniaceae
Source: the annotation of a GenBank genome assembly